AUGUUCAUGCAGAAGCUAUGGCUGCAGAACUUCGAUUGGGAUGCUACGCUAUCACCGUUGCUUCUUCAAGAGUGGAAUUUGUUUCGAGAUGAACUACAUCAGAUCUCGAAGAUUCAGAUACCUCGCUGGAAUCAUGUAAGAACUGGUGUAUCGAUUGAAUUACAUGGAUUCUCUGACGCUUCUCAACUCGCUAUGGCUGCUGUCGUCUACUUAAAGGUAACUGACGCUACUGGAAGCUCCAAUAUUUCGCUAGUGUGUGCCAAAACACAAGUUGCACCACUGAAACCAAUAUCUAUACCAAGAAUGGAGCUCAAUGCCGCUGUAUUACUCGCUCAACUGGUACUCUACGUGAAGACAGUCUUGAAACUUGAAAAUGUACCAAUCUUCAUGUGGACAGACUCCGCUGUAUCCUUAACGUGGAUACGAAACAACCCCGCUAGAUGGAAAAUCUACAUUCGCAACAGAGUUACCAAGAUUCAAGAAUCGCUACCAAGCGUCAACUGGGAUUUUGUUCCUGGGAAACUUAACCCAGCUGACUGCGCUUCAAGAGGUUUAACAGCAGCCAAACUAGAACAGCAUUCGCUAUGGUGGACGGGACCUAAGUGGCUCAGUCAAUCAAAAGAAAACUGGCCAUUCUUUGACAUCCCUACGCAGACGGUAUCACAUCUUGAAGAACGUCCAGGUCUGGUUUUUACCAUCUACAAGGCAGAUUCACACCCGCUACACACGCUAUUGGAUAAAUUCUCUAAGUUGUCACCACUACUUCGCACGCUUGGAAUCUGCCUUCGUGCCAUCGCUAAAUUUAAAAAAGUGCCACAGUCCACACUGGCCACACCACUCUCUACAGUUGACCUGGAGCUCGCUAAGAUUUUGCUGAUCAAGUAUACGCAAAGUCAGUAUUAUUCGCAAGAGCUGAAACUACUGAAGGAUGGUGAUUCGCUACAUCGAAAUCAUCGUCUCGCUAAAUUGAUUCCCUACGUCGACUACAAUGGAGUACUCAGAGUCGGCGGUCGCUUGAAGAAUUCGCUACUAGAUGAUGAUCAGAAAAAUCCAGCUAUUUUACCAAGAUCAUCACGCUUAAGUACGCUACUCAUAGAACACUCGCAUCAAAAAACAUUCCAUGGGGGAACUUAA
Molecule: messenger RNA, 1134 nt
Organism: Microplitis mediator
Lineage: Eukaryota; Metazoa; Arthropoda; Insecta; Hymenoptera; Braconidae
Exons: 1
Coding region: 1-1134 (377 amino acids)
Source: RefSeq, a predicted model, not a curated record